UCGGGUAAUGUGGUUGUAAUGGAAGCGUUGGGUAAUGAAGUUGCACGCGACUUUUCAAUCAUCAUCGCAGCACGCAGUGGACAAAUGUCAAAUUAUGCGACAUUGAGUGUAACGUUACUCGACGAAAACGACCAUCCACCCAAAUUCUUACAAUCCGAAUACUCCGUUAAAAUUCUUGCGAGCUCUCCAAUUGGUACUGUGGCUGUUCAUGUACAAGCGCAUGAUCCCGACAAUGGUCAGAAUGGUGUGAUUCGAUACGCUAUCGCUGCGGGUACGUUGCAGUUAUUUGAAAGUAUUUUAGGAUGUAUAUUGAUUUUCUCAAUUUGUUCUUCUGUUCUCCAUCUUUUAAGUGUCAGUCUCAGGGCAACACACUCUCCUGUAGCAUAA
This is a messenger RNA of Anisakis simplex (herring worm), 387 nucleotides long. The record is from the annotation of a GenBank genome assembly. NCBI's taxonomy places the organism in Eukaryota, Metazoa, Nematoda, Chromadorea, Rhabditida, Anisakidae.